Molecule: messenger RNA, 3442 nt
Organism: Schistosoma curassoni
Lineage: Eukaryota; Metazoa; Platyhelminthes; Trematoda; Strigeidida; Schistosomatidae
Source: the annotation of a GenBank genome assembly
GGACUGUCGAGGUGACGCACCAAUCGUUUUACGACACUUUGACCUUCAAAUGCUCAGUAACCUCCACCGGUGGACGAUAACAGUGAAGCGUUGCCUUACUUGAUUUACUAACAGUGGCUUUCAUUUUAUGUCCACCUUUAUCCUACAGGUGUUCCAAUGAAGGUGCGUGUGAUUUACGACUUUGUUGCUCAAUGGAGUGGUGAAUUAACUGUUUGUACUGGAGAGGAACUCACAAUCACAAAUCAAAAUGUCGGAUCAGGGUGGUGGCAAGCAGUCAAUGCGUUUGGAAAAGAAGGUCUCAUUCCAUCAGAAUUUGUUGAAAUUAUUGAGUUACCAGAACCACCAGUACCACCUCCUCCUUUACCUGCUACUGAAUUUGGGAAGGAGAUCGAUCGUUGUGAUGAAUGGGAUGAUGAGUGGGAUAGUGAUGAAAAUGAUAUUCCCAGUUCGAACAAAAAUCCGAAUGACCGAUAUCAACAGCCAGUUGAAUGCAGUACAUCGCAAACCGGAGGCAAGCAGACGGACCCCUUACUGUCUGCGUCUAAUAAUGUUGAUUACGUACGCAACACACUUAUACGAAAGUUUUUCCACAGAUCAUUCAUCCGUAAUGGUUGUGAAGAUUUUUUGUUGGGUCUCGAUCCACCACCUUUUCCUCAAACCGAAGCUAAUAUCGAUUAUGUAGAUGAUUCUUUCCAAUGGCGUCACUUGUCAAGAGAUCUCACUAGCUGUAUUUCAUCGUUUCGUAAAGAUUCAAAAAUGAAGGGGAUCAAAAGUUUUAUCGCUUAUCAAAUAACUAAUUCAGUUACUCAAACUCAAGUCAGUAGAAGAUAUAAACAUUUUGAUUGGCUUCAUUCACGUUUAUUAUCAAAAUAUCCAUGUAUUUGUAUUCCACCAUUACCGGAGAAGGCAAUCACAGGUCGAUAUGAAGAUGACUUUGUUGAUGAACGUCGUAAAUGGUUACAACAAUGGUUAACUCGCAUGUGUAAACAUCCGGUUGUAUCGCAUAGUUCAGUAUUUAUUCACUUUCUUACUUGCACUGAUUUCAAGAAGUGGAAAUUAGGCAAACGUGAAGCAGAAACUGAUAAAUUACAAGGUGUACGUUUUUAUUUUGCAGUGGAAUCAAGAUGUGGACAAACACCUCAUGACUAUACGGUUGAAAAAGCAGAAACAGCUGAGCGAUUCUUAGCUGAUUUGGAUAGAUCAACUAAAUUUCUAUGUGAAACAGUUGUUGAAUAUCAUCGAAAAUUAAGUAUUAGUAUUCGUAAAGAAUUUUCCAAACUGUCAAUGGCUUUUCUUAACAUGAGCAAAGCUAUUGAAUCGGAUGUUCAUACAAAACAAUUAAAUACAAAAUUAUGCUCCUCACUAGCUACUACUGGCAAUACAUUCAGAAACGUAUCAUGUAUCCAUGCAAUCCAGUCUGAUCUGUAGAUUGUAGUCGUUCCAAUCUGACCUCAGGUUACAAUUGAAAAUUUGGAAGUACUAAACAGCCGUUUUGUCCUAGUACAUGGGAAUCUUUAACAAUAUCUAUGCAUAAUCUAAUCAAGGAUCAAACCAAGGACCUUCAGGUGUUUUGUCAAACACUGAAUCAUUAGAACCACCAGUUCACCGUUUGAUCGUACAAUUCCGACUUUAAUCACUUUGUGAUACAAAUCCAUGAUCAUCUAAUCAUAUUAUUAUAUAUUUGAAUAUCAAUAAAGCGUUCGUUUGCAAAAUUCGUAGUCUUCUGUUCUGGAUAACCGGAUAACAUCUUACUAGCUCACACAGACAGUACAUAAAAGACCUGUAGUUGCGAAAAGGAAAAACAAAAUGUACGCUAUGAUUCAAGUUAUAAAGAUGACAAGUUUUUUCGACAUCACUCAUUCAAAAUUGUCUUUAUGAGUGAAGUUGAUAGGAAUUAUACAAAUAAAUCCUUAAGUAAAAAGCAUAUAUACUGUACACAUUGAUGUUAUUAGUAUAGAAUAGAAAUGAAAGCUACGUACUAUUGUUACUUAUUGACGCCGUACAAAAUAGUCACUCUCAAAAUCAGUUUCAUAAGACAAAUAUGGUAUAGAACCCAGUUAAAGGAUUGUAUAGAUUGAGCAAUGAACAGUAACCAAUCGCACCAUGUUAAAAAUACUCAGAUUAUAUGUAGAGAACAAGUAAAAUGAGCCAGGUGAUUGAUAAGACUAUAAGUUGUAACGUACUGAGAAAAAUGUGUCAGUAUAGGCGAAUUAAUCAAACCACAAAGUGUGUUCAGAGUUUGAACUUACAAUUCACACAAUAGUCGUAGUGAUGAGAGACGUUGGAUAACAUAGACUGAAAUCUAUUGCAAUGACACACUGAUUCAUUUUCUUUCUUUCAUUUUUGAAUUCAGUGUCAUUCUAAACUUUCCAUCCUAAGAUAUCGUUUAUUCAUUUCUAAUUGGAUUUCUCAUGUCUAGAUUUGCAUUUGAUUUUAAAUCAGUUAGUCCCCUUUGAUUCUCGUCUUGUUAAUUUUCUGUCUCCGUGUACCUACUAGCGUUGCGAUUCGAACCGACAACCACUCAUGUCAAACCGAGGGUUGAUAACUGACUGAAUAGUUUUAUACAGUACAUACUUGCUCUACCAAAAUGUACAUAGUUUAUUGCAUGUUGUACUUUGUUGGAUGGUUGGAGGUAAUUGACAAUAAAUACCUCAGUACUACAGGAGGUGUGCAACUGCAUGACGUAAGUUCGAACCCCAUUGGAAACAUCAGAUCUCUCAAGAUUAUACAUACGCUAUAACUGACGAGUGCCAUCUAGUACGACACUCGGAUUAAACAGGGUUUUCUUGUCGACCAUCUUUAACUACUUAACACUAAAACAUAGUGUACGUAAUUUUGAGUCAAUUAGACUAAUAACAUUGUAUCUGUAUUGAUAGAGUUCAAUAAAUACUAGGGAUUAGAUAAACGUGAUAUAAGUCACUUACUGCUCAGUGGAUAUUGGUCAGUUAAUUGUAAAUAUUCAAAUUUUUUGGUUCAUUUCCAGUCAGAAGCAACAAUCAAUCUUCAAGAAUGCUUAAAGGAAUUCACUCGUCUACUGCCAAAUACAUCGACUAUUAUCAGUUUAGCUAAAGCUGCAUGUCUUACUGUUGAUGAAUUAAAUCGUUGUAAUACCGAUGAACAAAAAGUGUGUCAAUCCGAUGUGAAUCGAAUUCAAUCUGGUGCAUUGUUGAUUACACGUUCUGUUCAAUCUGAAUGUAAUUUAAUUAUGAGUCAAAUUCGUGAUGAAUGGAUGAAUAAAAUCAAAGACUAUCUUUAUGAUCAAGCACGUUUUUAUCAUCAAAUUGCGGAACAAAUAGAACGGGCUGCUCAAUCUUUUGAAAUCGACUGAUCUCUGUCUAUCUAUCAUAUAAUAUAUAUGUAUCCGCGUAUUAACACUCAUAAUACUAAUAUUAAUAUUGUUACUGCUAUAAACAUUUACAGAUUCAUCAACCAUAUAUAUAUA